Molecule: messenger RNA, 2025 nt
Organism: Nerophis lumbriciformis (worm pipefish)
Lineage: Eukaryota; Metazoa; Chordata; Actinopteri; Syngnathiformes; Syngnathidae
Gene: atp6v1c2
Product: ATPase H+ transporting V1 subunit C2
Biological process (GO): proton transmembrane transport
Cellular component (GO): vacuolar proton-transporting V-type ATPase, V1 domain; lysosomal membrane
Molecular function (GO): proton-transporting ATPase activity, rotational mechanism
Source: RefSeq, a predicted model, not a curated record
CUGGGAACUAAUACAGUCUAUGAAAGUUCCGCUAUCGGUUGGGUCCAUAAACGACAUUUGGUCAUUUUCAUCUGAAUAAUAUAUAACCACGGAAGAGUUCGACUUAAACUUUACACGACGUUCGUCCCGAAUCAGUGGGCUUGGCUGUCAGGUAGUUUCAAGUAAAGGAGACUCACUGCAUCCUCUGUUGGAGACUGACACAGGAUCCCAAAGAAGAUAACUUGAAGUGCAAAACAACAUUUUUAAAAAGCACUAAGAGUCAUGCAAGACGCGUGGGUGAUAUCUGUCCCACUGGACAAGACCAGUUCAAAAAGUGUCGAGAAACUCAAACGCUUCAUUGGAAGAACUAACUUGGCCUCCUGCUGCAAAUUCUCCAUUCCAGAUCUAAAGGUGGGAAUAUUGGACAGCCUACUAAGCGUGUCAGAUGAACUCUCCACACUCGACAUGUUUACUGAAAGCGUGAUGAUACAAACAUGCAAAUGUAUGAGAGAGGUGAUGGAGCAAGCCGGUGACAAAGUGAUGGAAGACGUCUUAGCCAAUGGAGCCCACAUCACAAAGCAGAAGGAUCUUCAUUCUACCCUAAAGGCCCUUUUGAAGUCUUUAAGAGUGGACAUGAUGAGCUAUGUGACCAACUUCCAGUGGGACGAAGUCAAGUAUCCCACGUCUCUGCCUCUCUCCAGCCUGGUAAACAUCAUCAAAAAGGAAGUUUCCCAGGUGAAGUUGGAAUUCAAAUCCAGAGCUGCAACAUACAGCAGUGUGAAAAAACGUUUGCAGAACCUGGAGCACCAACAAGAAGGCAGUUUGAAAACAUGCAGCCUGAAUGGCAUUGUAAGGAGAGAAGACCUGGUGGUCUCAGAGUACCUGACUACUCUCCUGGUGCUGGUGAGCAGGAGGGACUAUAUGCAGUGGGAAAAGACAUAUGAAUCUUUGUCAGAAUUUGUGGUGCCACGGUCAAGCAGAAAACUCUGUGAAGACAGAGCAGCAGGUAUAUUUUCUGUGACACUAUUCAAGAGAGUGGUGUGUGACUUCAUAGCCAAAGCCAAGGAAAGGAAUCUGAACCCACACAGGUUUAAUCUGCGUGAGUACAGCUUUGACCUGGACGAGAAGCAGCAACAGGAGAGGAUGGAGCUCAGUGUUCACAAAAAAGAGCAUUACGUAUGUUUAUCUCGAUCACCAGUAUCAAACUUAAGGCCCGGGGGUCAGAUCUGGCCCGCCACAUCGUUUUAUAUGGCCUGCGAAAGCCUGGGCACGUUUAUGGAAUGGCUAAAGGCAAUAUACAACCAGGUGAUCAUUUCUUGGAUUCACCUGAAAGCCUUAAGGGUCUUUGUGGAGUCAGUUCUCAGGUACGGACUGCCUGUUAAUUAUCAGGCCCUUCUGCUUCAGUCAGACACGAAGUGUUCUGAGAAACUGAGAGAAAAACUUUCUUCUUUGUUUGCGUAUCUGGACCCAACUUCUGCAGUCAGUGACGUGACCUGUGACAUCCCAGGACUCAGCCAACAGGACUACUUCUCCUACAUCUGCUUCCCCGUUAACAUCAACUUGUUGGACUUAAGCUAGCAACACAAAACACCAAAAACGCAUACAAUUUAUUUUGUAGUGCCUGAGUGACAGACGUGAAGUGAAGUGAUACCUCUCAGUCCAGCCCUACAUACUUGAACCACUCGAACCAGUGGCCACAUAUCCCCACAGAUUGAGAGUUAAGUCAAGCACUGCUAGCCAAUGACUUAAAAGCCUUUGGUUGUCAACUCAUUGUCCAGCGCAGCUCUUAAUGCAUCAGGGUGUGAGGGUUGCACUACUAUCGCACGGUCACACUAGCUUGCAUCUGUUACACCUUGUUCCAUAUUUUUGACCUAAGCACAUUGCCUAAAUACUGUAUCAACAGCAAGUCACAUAUUUCCCAUACAUUCAUUUAUUUGUGGAGGCUCGCCACAAAUACAUUUGGACUGCCACAAAUAGAUUUGAUGCUCCCUGUUAAGAAUCCUCCAUGUUCUGCUUAGAAUCCUCCAUGUUUAUGCAAGUUUAUAA